GCACGGAGCAGCCGAGAAGCAGCGUAACCUCACGGCAAACAAACUUCAGAAGUUCGCUUUUCUCCACGCGCUCUCUUCAAUGUCACCAUGCGCAGCAUCUCAUCCUGCGGUGCGCUGCUGUCAGUCUACUACCCACAGAUCUUCCUCAUCCUCACCAGCGGCAGCUACCUGGCUUUGUCUUCAGUCGUGGCUUUGGGCGCAAACAUCAUCUGCAACAAGAUCCCCGGCCUGGCCCCCCGACAGCGUGCCAUCUGCCAGAGCCGCCCAGAUGCCAUCAUCAUCAUUGGGGAAGGCGCUCAGCUGGGCAUCAACGAGUGCCAGUAUCAGUUUCGCUACGGCCGGUGGAACUGCUCUGCCCUUGGCGAGAGGACCGUCUUUGGGCAAGAGCUGAGAGUAGGUAGCAAGGAGGCUGCAUUUACCUACGCCAUAACUGCAGCAGGAGUUGCCCAUGCAGUGACCGCAGCCUGCAGUCAGGGCAACCUGAGCCACUGCGGCUGCGACAGAGAAAAACAAGGCUAUCAUGACCAUGAAGAGGGCUGGAAAUGGGGCGGCUGCUCGGCGGACGUCAAAUAUGGAGUAGAGUUCUCCAGGCGCUUCGUGGAUGCACGAGAGAUUAAAAAAAACGCAAGGAGGCUAAUGAACCUGCACAAUAAUGAAGCUGGAAGAAAGGUUCUAGAAGAAAGGAUGAAGCUGGAAUGUAAAUGUCAUGGUGUCUCCGGCUCAUGCACCACCAAAACCUGCUGGACCACUUUGCCGAAAUUCCGGGAGAUCGGCUACGUGCUGAAGGAGCGUUACACCACCGCGCUUGAGGUGGAGGCUGUGAGAGCCACUCGUUUUCGGCAGCCCUCCUUUCUACGUCUCAAGCAGUCUCGAGGGUACAUCAAGCCCACAGACACAGACUUGGUGUUCUUAGAGCGCUCCCCCAAUUACUGCGAGGAGGACACUGUGACGGGGAGCGCAGGAACAAGAGGACGCCUGUGUAACCACACGUCUCCUCUCACAGACGGCUGCAACCUGAUGUGCUGCGGCCGAGGACACAACACUCAUCAGUACACACGCGUGUGGCAGUGUAACUGCAAGUUCCAGUGGUGCUGCUUUGUGAAGUGCAACACCUGCAGCGAAAAGACAGAGGUGUUCACUUGUAAAUGAAGACGUGGACAAGGUUAUGGACAAGAAAAAAAGGCAAUAAGCCAAUGGAGAGAAGCAGAAAGUGACACAGCUUCUUCAUUUUGCACAUCAGGCAGUCUUUACACAAGAAAGGCCAUUUGUUGAGGAAUAAUAAAGAAGAUGUCAGAACUUUAGGAGGAAAAUGCACUGACCUUAGACCGAUUUUCUUGCAAAUGUGGACACUUCAUAUGAGUGCAAGGCUUUCAUAGUUCUCAGAUUCUUGAGGAAGUUCACAGGGACCUGAUGAUGACUCUAAAUACUUAUCAGGCAGUAUAAACUGCGUAUAAAAGUGACAUUCUUCUAAUUGACGACAAGAAAAACUUGUCUGAAAUGCUGAGCCCCUAUGGGAGCUCAAGAAGAAAAAGUAAAAUGUUCGUUCACACUGUAUCUGUUUGAACACUGAAAAAAAAGUAUUUUCCUUCUCUUUGGAGAGAAAUAAAUUCAUACUGUAGAUGUCUCAUAAUGAUAUGCAGAAGUGUGAACUUCUAGUAUCAUUGGCUACUGAUCUGUUGCUUCUAAAAUUCAACCUCCAUGUAUAAAAAGCUGCUUCUCUUCACCAUUGUUUUGCAGUUUAUCAAUUGAA
Molecule: messenger RNA, 1750 nt
Organism: Danio aesculapii
Lineage: Eukaryota; Metazoa; Chordata; Actinopteri; Cypriniformes; Danionidae
Gene: wnt7ba
Product: wingless-type MMTV integration site family, member 7Ba
Exons: 4
Coding region: 88-1149 (353 amino acids)
Biological process (GO): positive regulation of JNK cascade; multicellular organism development; neuron differentiation
Cellular component (GO): extracellular region
Molecular function (GO): cytokine activity; frizzled binding
Source: RefSeq, a predicted model, not a curated record